AAGGCACCACCGCUAAACCAUGAUCCUAACUAAGACGAGAAAAAAAAAGGGCAAGGGAGGCUGAGGCGCGGACGACGGGGUUCCAUAUUAUCGGCGACAAUGGACACGUGUGCGGUGAACUCUAUAAACGAUGUCGCGUGGCAGUUCACGCAGUGUCGUGUGAAGAAAGAACUAAAAUGGCCUAAACAACCACGUGGCCGUUACAUGUUUGAACAAUAAAAAUUUUCCCCUUCAAAUUUGUACUUCUACACACGCAAUAAAUCCGCAAUCUCAUACCAAUUUUCCUUUUCUUCUUCCUCUCCCCAUUUGCGUAUCCUUUCAUUAGAAUAUCCCUCCCUUCAAAUAUUUUUGAAAUCCUAGGGUUUCACAUUCCGGAUCCCAAUCCGCGGUUCUAGCUGCACUUGUAUUUCAGAUUUUCUCAAUUUAAUCAGAUUAUUAGGUAUCUCGAUUUUUUUUUGGGGGUUACGAUGCCGCCAUUUUUGUCGACCUCGAAGGCCCUUUGCUCCUUAGCAUCGCGCAAAAGCGGUGGUAGUCAAUUGAUUAGGUCUAGCAAGAGCAGUGGGAAGCACGAUGGAUGCAGAUGCAUCACUACAGCCAUUACCGGCGGCCAUCACAAUCAUCCUUCCGUCUCUCGCAUCGGCUUUUCCUCUCUCAUCGGAGGAUCGUGCAAUAGCAAUAAUCAUUAUUAUAAUUAUAAUGUUGUUCAAUCAAGACGGUUUCUUGGAUGUGGAGAUGGUGAAGAAGGUAUUCUAUCCAGAACUUACGAGGAGAGGCGCGUUUUGGGGUACUCUACAGAGCAAUUAUUUGAAGUUGUUUCUGCUGUUGACUUCUAUCAUGGUUUUGUCCCAUGGUGUCAAAGGUCGGACAUACUUAGACACUAUCCAGACGGAUCAUUUGAUGCUGAGUUGGAGAUUGGAUUUAAAUUCCUCGUUGAAAGUUAUGUUUCUCAUGUUGAAUUGGACAAACCAAAGCGUAUAAAGACAACUGUGUCGCAGAGUACCCUGUUUGAGCAUUUGAUAAACAUAUGGGAGUUUAACCCUGGCCCUGUUCCAGGAAGUUGCGAUCUUUAUUUCUUGGUGGAUUUUAAGUUUCAGUCUCCACUUUACAGACAGAUUGCAUCGGUGUUCUUUAAGGAGGUAGCCUCUAGGAUGGUUGGUUCAUUUACUGAGCGUUGCCGUUUGAUAUAUGGACCGGAAGUGCGGGUCCUUGAAAACUCGUAUGGAAAAAGGGCAUAAAGUUCUGCACCAGUUUCUUGCCUUGAAGAACAUAAUAGUUGAGGUCAAUUUAUAGUCUCUGCAUCAAUUGGGCGUAUUUUUAUUGUUUGGCAGCUCAAUGCUAAAUGAUUGAUCAUUUCUCUUUCUAAUCCCUAGUGAUUUUUGUAAUUUACAUGUAGAUGAAUUCUACAAAAUACUGCGAACAAUCUCGAAGUUUUUGGACCUAUUUUCAGAGAAUACCAAAUAAUUAAUGGUAAAAGAAUGAGUCACAUUCAAAGAAACCUCAAUACAUUUAAAAGUAAAAAUAAUAAAAUACUUGCCGCAAAAACCGCUGUUCAUGAUGUAAAUAUGACAAACCCUUCUGUAGUUUUGUAUUCUACUAGCAGAACAUCUGUAAAAUACUUGAGAUCUCGUAUAUAGUUUCCUGCUUUCCCUCUA
This is a messenger RNA of Glycine soja, 1652 nucleotides long. RefSeq names its product coenzyme Q-binding protein COQ10 homolog B, mitochondrial-like. Gene Ontology annotation, molecular function: ubiquinone binding. The transcript is spliced from 4 exons. Bases 468 to 1235 code for a protein of 255 amino acids. NCBI's taxonomy places the organism in Eukaryota, Viridiplantae, Streptophyta, Magnoliopsida, Fabales, Fabaceae. The record is from RefSeq and is a predicted model, not a curated record. Gene Ontology annotation, biological process: cellular respiration; ubiquinone biosynthetic process.